AUGGAUGGUGAUACAGAAGUGCUCACGCACAAUAUGCGACCGCCGGCCGUUAUUGACGUCUUUAAUUUACACGCCGUGAUCAGCGCUACACAACAUGGACAGGCAGAUUUGGUACGAGAAGCGCUGAAGCAAGGAGUUUCGCCAAAUGCAACAGACGAUGAUGGAUGCUCUUUACUCCACUGGGCUGCCAUCAAUAACCGGCUUGAAGUUGCACGAUUACUCAUUUCUUACAACGCUGACACAAAUCUAGUUGGAGGAGUUUUGGCGUCGUCUCCAAUUCACUGGGCAGCCAGAAACGGACUUGUUGCAAUGUGUGCAAUGCUGGUUAAGGCGGGAGCUGUAUGUAAUAUUCGAGACAUCCAAGGGUACACACCAAUACAUUUGGCGAUUCAAGGGAAUCAUAUUGGACUAGUGGCUUAUUUUCUGCUCAAAUUCGAUUAUGCCAAAGAUAUCAGUGAUAAUAGUGGAAUGACACCAGCGAUGCUUUGUGCCAAGAAAAGCUAUACAAUGUUCCCACUACGAUUAAUUGUUCGAGCCGGUGCAGAUUUGUCGCUUAAGGAGCAUUUCAGUGGAAAUACUGCACUUCAUUUAGCUGCACAUGAUCGGAAUUCUUCUGCGGUGAUAGAACUACUCCAGGGAAAUGCUGACGUUAAUAUCCGGAAUAAACAAUCAGAGACGCCGUUAGACAUGGCUAGGGCUAUUAAAAAUCCACACAUUUUAGGUGACUCACUAUCAAUCUAUCAGAAGCAUACAAAACUAUCCCUUAUUACAGAAAUGAUGGAAGAGGCUGCUAGAAAACAAGGAGUCAGUCGAACAAGCUGCUUUAGGAAGUGUUUCGUCCCACCGCUCAGCACAUACUUUUUUUUCAUGGUCCCGAUGUUUGGAUUUUUCAUCACGUAUCUCCUUUUCAAAUACUUGCCACUGGUCGUUGCCACAUUUACUACAUUGAUCUCGUGUAUCUUCUUAAUGGUUCUUAUCCGGUUUGACUACCACGAUCCCACUUACAAACUUCUUCCUUAUGGAGUCACUAUCGCCGAAGCGCUUCUUAUGAUUUUCUCUUGGACAGCCUAUGCACAUUGGUUCGUGCCAUGGUGGGCUCAGAUGCUCUUCGUACUCUCUGUUAUCGCUCUUGGAUUCACUUUAUUCAGGAUAGGAACAGUGGAUCCUGGGAUAGUGAAAGCUCCUAAAAACUGUCAUCAGCUAUACGUCAACGAGGCAGAAGCUGGAAUCCAACACCAACAUAAAUACUGUUUCACAUGCUUUAUCAGGAAAUUGGAGCAUACGAAACACUGUGCAGUUUGCGGAUUUUGCGUGAACAACUUCGAUCAUCACUGUCCGUGGUUAAACAGCUGUGUGACUAGAAGAAACAUGCGAGAAUUCAUCAUGUUCAUCAUUUCGGUGGCCGUCUCAUCAUUCAUCUACUGCGUGGCAACCACACAUUACGCUGUUAUGAAGAUUGAUGAGAAUGGAUUGGAGAAGUUCCUGGAGACUGAAGCCUUCUUGAUGAUCACUAUUAUUCUAUCUGCAAUGCACGCGUUUAUGCUAGCAGUGCUUUUCUGUGUACAAUUAAAUCAGAAAAUUGAUAGCCAGGCUUUGAAAAUGUCGAAAAAAAAAACAAUCUCCCAAGGCGUUACCACUAACGAACGGAUCAAAGCUCGUCGUGCCGGCCACCAUCAUUCUCAUAACUCUGACUACAAUGUGAUCCAUCACCGACCAAGCGUUUCUAAACGAUGUCAUAAUCUACUGGAAUUUUUCUCCUCAAACGGCGAUCCUAAUUGGUAA
Molecule: messenger RNA, 1782 nt
Organism: Caenorhabditis briggsae
Lineage: Eukaryota; Metazoa; Nematoda; Chromadorea; Rhabditida; Rhabditidae
Gene: Cbr-tag-233
Product: Protein CBR-TAG-233
Exons: 11
Coding region: 1-1782 (593 amino acids)
Biological process (GO): protein palmitoylation
Cellular component (GO): Golgi membrane
Molecular function (GO): protein binding; palmitoyltransferase activity
Source: RefSeq, a predicted model, not a curated record